Molecule: messenger RNA, 974 nt
Organism: Patella vulgata (common limpet)
Lineage: Eukaryota; Metazoa; Mollusca; Gastropoda; Patellidae
Product: COMM domain-containing protein 10
Exons: 1
Coding region: 55-657 (200 amino acids)
Source: RefSeq, a predicted model, not a curated record
GGUUAAUUUAAGGUCAUGGUUCAUUUACAAUGUUAAUGGUCAUGUGAUGACAAAAUGGCGGCUCUUAUGUUUACAGUUACUCCCAGUAUACAAAAAGCAGUUUCUUUGAUAAACAACAUCGAAAAAUCAAAAAUAUCUUUGCUGUUAACAAGAAUUCUGUCAAAGCUUUACAUUGUGGAGAGUCGACCAUUUACUGAUGAGGAAGAAGAAAAGCUGCAAGGGGCGUUGGGAGUUUCCUCUGAGGAAUUGGAACUCGUUUUGCAAACAUUAGAAUUUUUUGUCCAGCAAGCAGCUUAUCAUUCUGCGAAGCCACAAGUUUUAUCGUCUCAGUUAAAAGAACUUCAAAUUGAUGAUGAUAAAGUUGAGUGUAUUGCCGAAGUUUGGACAAAUGGUGCUUACGGUGUGAUUAAUAGAUUGAAGAGUAAAGGACUGGCAUGUAAAAAGUUAGAAGAUAUUAAUUGGAGAUUGAAUCUUCAACUAGCUCAGUCAACCAAAGUCAAACUGAAAGCACCAAAUACGUUAUUAGAAUUGGCAUUGAAAAGUGAUGAUGAUGAAUCAAAAGAAAGAAUUCGCUUAGACUUUUCCCAUGAGGAACUUUAUCAAUUUUACAAACAGUUAGAAACUAUUCAACAACAGCUCGACACACUCUUUAAAUAAUGGGAUAUAUAUUUUCAAUCACAACUCGGCUAAAGUUAAAACUGAUUUAUGGGACAAAUUGAUGUUCCUAUGUUGCUAAUUCUUGACGCAUUAUAAGAACUGAGGAAAUCAUGUGUGGUGGAUCCUGACCAAUGUUUUAAUCAUUAGAGUACAUAAAUAAUGGCAAAGCCUGCAUUACUUGGCAAUACAAUACCAAGGUUUAUCAAUUAUUCUAGUUAACUUGACAAUUAAUGCAUGGUUAACAAAGUAAUUAAAGAAUGUUUUUCAAUAUAUUUAUAUCUUAUUCUUAAACAAUCAGAUUAAAUUACAGAUCUAUA